Messenger RNA from Vanderwaltozyma polyspora DSM 70294, 1161 nucleotides. Its product is annotated as FluC/FEX family fluoride channel. Gene Ontology annotation, cellular component: membrane. Gene Ontology annotation, biological process: fluoride transmembrane transport. The record is from RefSeq and is a predicted model, not a curated record. Gene Ontology annotation, molecular function: fluoride transmembrane transporter activity. Lineage: Eukaryota; Fungi; Ascomycota; Saccharomycetes; Saccharomycetales; Saccharomycetaceae. The coding region runs from base 1 to 1161 and encodes 386 amino acids. The transcript has a single exon.
AUGCAAAACAGCAUUAAUAGCAAACCUGAUAUAGAAUUAACAUCGUCGGUAAUACUUGAAAGUGCAACUGGGAAUGGUAAAGGCAAUAGUAAUAGUAAUGACAAGCUUAAGGGUAAUAUAAAAUUACAAGUUUGGCCUCAGGUUAGAUUUUGGUUUCAAUAUUUAACUUUGUCAAUGUUAGGAGUAUUCACAAGAGAAGCUAUUACGUCUUUGUCCAAUUAUGAAAAUUCUUAUGUUCAAGCAGGAAGUGUAUUAUGGUCAAAUUUCACAGCAUGUUUAAUUAUGGGUCUAUUGCAAGAGAUGAAUUCGGCAAAUUGGUUUGUGAACCACCCUGAAUUAUUUACUUCACUGACUACAGGAUAUUGUGGUUCUUUAUCGUCAUACUCAACAAUGAUGCUCGAAACAUUUGAACAUUCUGCAAGUUUAACACGUCCAAAUAUUACCCACCACACUAAAUUACCAAAUAGAGCAUAUGGGAUUAUGGAAUUUCUUUCUGUUAUUAUAGUACAGAUGUUUGUCUCUAUGGACUCGCUACUCUUUGGCAGGUAUUUAUCAAGAGAAGUGAUUAUAUGUCAUUUUAAUGGUAAAAAAGAUGACGACGAUGAGAUAGAAACUAACAGUUCAAUUGAACCCUCAUCAUUUAUUUCUAGAACGAUAACCUACCUCAAUUACGUUACAUGGAUCAUGGCUAUCCCACUAAUUGCUUUAAUUGUAACUCUAGCGGGUGUUUAUGGUAACUACUCAAGAGGGAAAUGGACAUUACCUACCCUAUUUGGUAUUUUCGGAUCAUUUGGCAGAUAUUACAUUUCAAAAUUACUUAAUCCUAGACUAGCUAAUUUUCCAAUAGGUACUUUUACAGUCAAUCAAUUUGCAGUCAUCUUCAUCACAGUAUUGGAACUUGUUCAAAGAGGAAAGAAACAUAGCAAUGGCAAUAUCCCAAUUAUCAAUACCGUGAAUGCAUGUCAUGUGACUGCAGCUUUAAGCACUGGGUUUUGCGGUGGUUUAAGUACCGUCAGCACAUUUAUAAAUGAAGGUUACAAGAUGAAAUUUAUUCACCUGUUAAGAUAUUUUGUAAGUUCGAUUAGUGUUUCUUACGCUAUAUGUGUCAUUAUUUUAGGUUCAUACUCAUGGAGCGUAGGUUUAACAGUUCCAGUAUGUUAA